Molecule: messenger RNA, 1634 nt
Organism: Scomber japonicus (chub mackerel)
Lineage: Eukaryota; Metazoa; Chordata; Actinopteri; Scombriformes; Scombridae
Exons: 7
Coding region: 54-974 (306 amino acids)
Source: RefSeq, a predicted model, not a curated record
ACAACCCAUAGCACACACACACACGAGGAGCUUUGAGUUAGCUAAACACCAACAUGAAGGCGAACAGCGUUUCCAGAAUUUUUGUAAUAAUUUUGUGUGCGGUGGUUUAUGUCGCCGUUUUGGUCAUUAACGGUCUGGCUGGAGCGGGAAGAGGUGUCUUCCAUUCCUCUACAGGCAAUGUGUCGGCCCGCUAUGAGACGGACAUCACUCCAGCUGAUUGGACCUUCUCUAUCUGGGGUGUUAUCUACACCUGGCUCACCCUGAUGGUCAUAUACAUCACGUUAUAUGCUUUCAGAGGGUCUUGGGCUCAGUGUCUGCUGCCCUACGCCUUCUAUUUUUGCUGGCUAUCCAACAUGGUGAUGAACAUGAUAUGGCUAGUGCUGUGGGACAGAGAGUUGAUGCUGGCAGCUAUGGUUAUAUUAAUCCUGAUAGUCAUCACCAACUACUGCGCCUUGUUCUUCUGUUGCUUUGCCACAGAUUACUAUGGAAUGUGGUUACAGACUUACUAUCCCAAAGACCUGGCCUGUCUCAGAAUACUGGUCCAGAACGGUUUGGCUCUCUACACCACAUGGACAUCCAUCGCUUCUCUGAUCAACUUCUCAUUGGUUCUCCACCUGUGGGGUGUGGUCAAGAGCACAGCAGCAUCAGCCUCUCUUUGCAUCCUGUUUGCUGAGCUGAUGGGAUGGUUCAUCCUGGAGAACUGGGUGCUGGACCGCUGGGUGCGUAACAUUCUGACCGUCUACCCCGUGGUGAUUGUGGCUCUGAUUGGAAACGUCUUCAAACAUUUUAACCCAGCUGACCCCACUCCAAAUUCUAUCUUCAUGGUUGUACUGCUGGUUGUAGCAUGUGUCCUGUUGGUGUUCCGCAUCUGUACCGUCAUCUGGAGAAACAUGAGGCGACCCCUCUACUCUCCAGGCUCAGCGCGGUUGCUGGUGUCACCCCUCGAUGGCAGCAAAUUCAGGAUCCUUUCUUAAACAGUAGGAAUGUGUACAUUAUCUCCUGUCCCUGCUGGACACACUCACCUAACUCACUGCUAGGUUCAGGGGGAAAAUCUGCCACUUUUAUUAUGAAGUUUUACACUAGUAAGGUGUUGAAGUUGUAAUAGAUUCUUUUAAUAUGAAGUUUUACACAAGGUAUGGUGUUCAAGUUGUAAUGGGUUCUUUAAUUAUGGAGUUUUACACAAGUUACGUUCAUUGCCGACACAACAUGUAUGAAAACUGCAUUUCUCUCGAUGGACAGUUUGAGAUUUGAUUGGACAAAGGAAAGAACAGGGAAGUGUUUCCAGAUUGUAAUGGAAGGCAGUAAGAUGAUGCAACACUGACACAUCUGAAACACUGUUAUUAAAAUGAAAAUGAUCAAAUGACCACUCAUUUUGUUAUUGUCUAUAUGUAAAGUACUUUAGAUACAAAGAUUGAUUUGACUACCAUUUUUCUGUAUUAGUUUUUUUUAAGCAGUUAUUGUUGUUUUUUUUGGGCUUAUUUUGUAUUCAUAUAGUGGCAAAAGACUAUACACACUAUCAAUAUGUGUUAGCACUUUGACAGUAUAAUUUGAUUAAGUAAACAGCAAUUUUUUGUCAAGUGCCUUGAGCUUUGUUUGAUUCACUCUCAUUUACUAAUAAAAUUUCUCACAUCUAA